This is a messenger RNA of Exophiala aquamarina CBS 119918, 741 nucleotides long. Its product is annotated as GINS complex subunit 2. The coding region runs from base 1 to 741 and encodes 246 amino acids. Lineage: Eukaryota; Fungi; Ascomycota; Eurotiomycetes; Chaetothyriales; Herpotrichiellaceae. Gene Ontology annotation, biological process: DNA replication; double-strand break repair via break-induced replication. The transcript has 2 exons. The record is from RefSeq and is a predicted model, not a curated record. Gene Ontology annotation, cellular component: GINS complex; nucleus.
AUGGCAUGUCCUCAACCGCCGGGUCUCUUGCCGACAGAGGUAGCGUUCCUGUGCGAAAUGGAGCAAGUGACGAUUGUUCCACGACAGCGCCUCGACCGACUCGACUUACUGGGCGGCCCAACACGACCUCUGAUCCCUCCACAACGAACGACACUACCACUGUGGCUAGCAAUGCUGCUGAAACGGCAGCGGCGCGCCAACGUGGUGCCACCGCCGUGGCUGCAGACCGACAACCUAGAAUUCAUCCUCGACCUGGAGACACGGGCGUUUCGUGAUGAAUUCUCUCCAGCGGCACCGAUUCCGGCGCGACGGGAGGCCGACUUCUCGGGCAAGCCCUUCUACACAUCCUCGCCUUUCGCUCCCUCCUGUACCGUCGAUGCCCACCCUACUGCCUUGCCGUACCAUUGGUUUGAACUCUCCGAGAUCCUGCUCGAAGCUGCAAGCGAUGACGUUGGUGAGCCGGAUCGUGUGCGGCAAUUACUCAGGGACAUACGUGAAGUGCGACUGGCGAAAAUGAGGAAAGGCGUCGAAGUGUUGAGCGGGGACGGGGUGGGCUUGAGGCUCGAUGGUGUUUGUGCCAUGGAGAUCUCUGAGUCACGGGGGUUCAUUACGGCUGUGAUGGAUGGGUUGAGAAAGAUUGACGCUAGUAGAGAACAAGCUCGACGCGAACGGGAGGACGAAGAAAGAGAGAACCGCAGGUACAACGAUGACGACGCCGAUGAAGACGACGAGAUGACCUGA